Molecule: messenger RNA, 550 nt
Organism: Neopelma chrysocephalum (saffron-crested tyrant-manakin)
Lineage: Eukaryota; Metazoa; Chordata; Aves; Passeriformes; Pipridae
Product: transcription activator BRG1-like
Exons: 5
Biological process (GO): positive regulation of transcription by RNA polymerase II
Cellular component (GO): nucleus
Molecular function (GO): DNA binding; transcription factor binding; ATP-dependent chromatin remodeler activity
Source: RefSeq, a predicted model, not a curated record
GUGGACCUGAACGAGGAGGAGACCAUCCUCAUCAUCCGCCGCCUGCACAAGGUGCUCCGGCCCUUCCUGCUCCGGCGCCUCAAGAAGGAGGUGGAGGCUCAGCUCCCGGAAAAGGUGGAGUACGUGAUCAAGUGUGACAUGUCGGCCCUGCAGCGGGUCCUGUACCGGCACAUGCAGGCCAAGGGGGUCCUGCUCACCGACGGAUCCGAGAAGGACAAGAAGGGCAAAGGCGGCACCAAGACCCUGAUGAACACGAUCAUGCAGCUGAGGAAGAUCUGCAACCACCCCUACAUGUUCCAGCACAUCGAGGAAUCCUUCUCCGAGCACUUGGGCUUCACGGGUGGGAUCGUGCAGGGGCUGGAUCUGUACCGCGCCUCCGGGAAGUUCGAGCUGCUGGACCGGAUCCUGCCCAAGCUCCGGGCCACCAACCACAAGGUGCUGCUCUUCUGCCAGAUGACCUCCCUCAUGACCAUCAUGGAGGAUUAUUUCGCCUACAGAGGCUUCAAAUACCUCAGGCUGGACGGUGGGUGACCCUCAGGGGGAUGGGUGG